Fusarium odoratissimum NRRL 54006 is the source of this 2183-nucleotide messenger RNA. RefSeq names its product alcohol dehydrogenase. Lineage: Eukaryota; Fungi; Ascomycota; Sordariomycetes; Hypocreales; Nectriaceae. Bases 372 to 2183 code for a protein of 603 amino acids. The record is from RefSeq and is a predicted model, not a curated record. Gene Ontology annotation, biological process: fatty acid metabolic process. The transcript has a single exon. Gene Ontology annotation, molecular function: NAD+ binding; oxidoreductase activity, acting on the CH-OH group of donors, NAD or NADP as acceptor.
UGCGCGUACAUGCAAUUGACGACCUCGGCUGCCCCACGUUUCAGUCGGUGUCACCUUUUCGGGGCUCGAAUUUGAGGCAAUUCGAGCCUCAUCGUUGUGUCCUGUGUCUUCCGUCAUGCCGUACCAGCCGGUCCCGAUCGGAGGCGUCUUGCACCGACAAUCCGGAUCUUUGGACCGGAAAUCGCCCCAAGUGUUAGAGUAUGUGUGUAAUGAAUUCUUUACAAAACCCCCCUACAACUGGCCUUUCAGUCGAGUCGCGUCAUCUCGUAGCUACUUCAUAUCACUAUUAUCUUGCAAUUUUGCAAACAUUAAUCCUUUCUAUACAUUCUACCUGAUUGAACAUCGCGAAACCGUUGCUCAACGAUAUCAUUAUGGGUGCUUUUACUCUUCCUUCAACCGACGGUCGCACUGUCGCCGUACUCGGUGGAGGAGUACUUGGCCGCCGCAUCGCAUGCGGAUGGGUUGCAAGCGGAUUUGACGUUGUCAUCCGUGACCCAAGCUACGAGCAAAGGGCUGCUGCCGUGGAAUACUGCAACACUAGCAUGUCUCAAUACUCAGACUCACAGAUCCGAGGAAGAGUGACAGCUGUCGACGAUCUCGCUGAGGCAGUUGCCAAGGCAUGGCUCGUUAUUGAAGCUGUCCCCGAGAAGCUCCCUCUCAAGAUCUCAACUUUUGCAGACUUGGAAAAGCUCACAUCCCACGACACCAUCCUCUGCAGUAACUCAUCAUCUUACAAGUCAAGAGAGAUGAUUGAGGGUCUCAAGCCAGAGACGAAACGACGUGUUCUGAACAUGCACUAUUACAUGCCACCAGACUACCGUGUCGUCGAGCUCAUGACAGACGGCGAGACCGACGAGAGCAUCUUUCCAUUCCUGUAUCAAAAGCUCGAGGAGAUCAAGUUUCACCCUUAUAUCGCACGCAAAGAGUCAACUGGCUUCAUCUACAACCGACUUUGGGCUGCUAUCAAGCGAGAGGUCUUGAACAUUCUCGCCGAGGAAGUCUCGACCCCCGAGGAGAUUGAGAAGCUCUGGAAGGAGAUGUGGUAUGCCAAAGAGAAGGGGCCUGUUGCCAUGAUGGAUGCGGUUGGUCUUGAUACCGUGUCUUUCAUUGAGCAGCACUACAUUGCUGAGCGUGGCCUGCCUGAUACGCCAGUCAAGUUUCUUCAGAAGUACAUUGAUGGAGGCAGGUUGGGAGCCAAGUCUGAUAAGGGCGGACUGCUCCCUCCAAGCAAGCCUGUCGAUUCGGAUCAUGAAUCCUCGCUCUACUUCUUAGACAUUGGGUUGUCAAGUGGAAACGCAAAAGGGUAUGCUACAGCUGGCCGUGUCUUAGUUGGUUCUAGCGAUGGAAAGCCGAUGAAGACGCUUGUAUCAGGUCAACGUAUGCCUGAUGGUAUUGACAUUUCGAAGUCCACUGGAAAGCUCUUCUGGACCUGCAUGGGCAAUCCUUCGGCCAACGACGGUGCUGUCCUCAGCUGCAAUCUCGACGGAACGGAUCUCAAGGAGAUUGUGCCUCAAGGCUCGGUACACACACCAAAACAAUUGACCGUCGAUAACACGAGCUCGAAGCUGUACUUUGCUGAUCGUGAGGGAAUGAGGAUCAUGAGAUGCAACUUAGAUGGCUCUGAGCUCGAAGUCUUGAUCCAAACCGGUGACUGGCAGGUUGAUGAGCAUAUGCUAGAUCCUACAAGAUGGUGUGUUGGCAUCACAGUGUCACCUUCCACUGGCAAGUUUUAUUGGUCACAGAAGGGUCCGUCCAAGGGAGGACAGGGUCGCAUUUUUCAAGCCAAGAUCGACUUCCAACCAAGCGAGGAUGCGAAGACCAGGACAGAUAUCGAGGUACUGUUCCAGGGCUUACCAGAGCCUAUCGAUUUGGAUGUCGACGAGGAUGAGAAUGUGCUCUACUGGACGGAUCGGGGCGAGUUACCAAAUGGCAAUACUAUCAACCGCGCCAAGCUGAGCGACAUUGCCCAGGUGACUCACGAUGGUGCAAGCAAGCCAGGUAAAGAUUACGAGGUUGUUGCCUGGGGAUUACAUGAGGCUAUCGGCAUCAAGCUCGACUCGAAGAACCGUCGUAUUUUCGCCACAGACUUGGGAGGCUCGGUGUACAAUUUUGAUAUGGAUGGAGGUAACAGGAAGAAGGUGUAUGAAGGAUAUCGGGCGUUUGUGGGUAUCACUGUGGCGUAG